Molecule: messenger RNA, 1176 nt
Organism: Cercopithifilaria johnstoni
Lineage: Eukaryota; Metazoa; Nematoda; Chromadorea; Rhabditida; Onchocercidae
Source: the annotation of a GenBank genome assembly
AUGGUUAAUCAAAUAAUUAUCACCACGUUAUUUAUUAUUGCAAGCGCCCAAUUCAUAUUGAUAUUUGGAAAAAUUUCUUCUACAGAGAAAGGACAACUUGAAUUUGCUGUCGAGCUGAUAAAAAAAUUGGGACAAAACGAUAAAUCUGCAAUUUCGUCGCCUAUUUCGAUAUCGAGCGGAAUUUUUAUGCUUUAUCUCGCAACGGGUAGCCUUACCCAAAAAGAAUUACGGAAAUUUUUUAAAAAAUAUAGAGUAGACAAAAAAGUUAAACGAAAAUUUGAUAAAUUACUGAAAAAUAUCGCUGGUAAAGAAUAUUCGUUGACUAUUGCAAAUCGUUUAUAUGUACAAGAGGGAUUUUCUAUACGAUCCACCUUUAAUGAUACACUGAAAUUUUAUUUCAACGAAACAGUACAUAAUUUCGCUUGUGAUCAGAUAGAUCAACUUAAUCAGGAAAUUGGCAAUUGGGCUUCAGAAAAAACUAACGGAAGAAUAAAAGAAUUUGAAGCGAAUAAUAUUGGUUCAAAAAGUGAAAUGUUGUUAUUCAAUACAUUUCACUUCAGCGGUGCUUGGAAAAAUCAGUUCAUUAAUUCAGAAACUUCGAACACAUUAUUCCAUCUUUCUGAAGAUAAAACGAAAGUGGUACCGAUGAUGCUCCUAAGGGCAAAACUCCCGUACUACCAAGAUUCUUUUGUGCAAAUUGUUAAAUUGCCUUAUGUUGGUGAUGAGGUAGAGAUGAUAAUCAUACUGCCACAAAUUCGCUUUGAUUUAUCUAACAUUCGAAAGAAGAUGACAGGAAAAGAUUUAAUCAAAUACAUUAAUUGGACUAACUCAACUAAUGUUGAGUUAACAUUACCGAGGUAUCGAAUGGAAAAUGAAUGGAAUUUGAGACGUACUCUGAUAAAAUUUGGUAUCACACGUAUUUUCAGCAAUUAUGCUAACUUCGAGGAACUUAGUAAUUAUCCAAUUUCCUUAAGAAAUUUUAUGCAUAGAUGUACAUUUAAGGCAAAAGAAGGCGGAACAGAUGUUGCAAUUAGCACUGAACAUAAUCUAUCUGACAACCAGAACUUUAGCAAAUCUGUAACAUUCAAAACCGAUCAACCAUUCCUGUAUUUUGUUGUUAAGGAUUCAAAAACUGUCCUGUAUGCAGGUCAAUAUGGCUGGGAUCAUCAUCUUUAA